Messenger RNA from Oncorhynchus tshawytscha (Chinook salmon), 4261 nucleotides. RefSeq names its product SH3-containing GRB2-like protein 3-interacting protein 1. The record is from RefSeq and is a predicted model, not a curated record. NCBI's taxonomy places the organism in Eukaryota, Metazoa, Chordata, Actinopteri, Salmoniformes, Salmonidae. Gene Ontology annotation, cellular component: clathrin-coated pit; clathrin-coated vesicle; cytoplasm. Gene Ontology annotation, biological process: clathrin coat assembly; clathrin-dependent endocytosis.
CUCCAUCUCUCUCUCAGUCUGCCUCUCUCGCUAGCUUUGUAUUUUUCUCCUUUGCCUUUCUAACUCAGCAUCCACCUCUCGUUGAUGGCGUGUGUCAGUGCUGUUGGGGCGACUGGGGCCUAACGCGCUGGGCCCUUCCCCCGGUUCUCUACACCUUCCCUGGGCCUCUGUCUCUGCCUCUUUCGUCGGCCCGACAGCCUGCCUGGCUACCUCCCCCACCCCCCGUGUGCUGGUGUCUGGGCUCAAGGGGUGGAGGAGGAGGGAGCAACGACGUUCCGCUUCACUUGGGAGCCGUUCGGCAAUUAGGAAUGCCCUAGACCCAGCAUCAUUUAGCCACUUGGAAUAUCUCGGGUUCCUCCAUCCGCCUGUCUGUCUCUCUAUCCAUCUGUUGGUCUCCCUCCAUCCGUGGAGGGGGACAGAGGAAUGAAAAUCUGCAAUCAUGAUGGAAGGACUGAAAAAACGUACCAGAAAGGCCUUUGGGUUACGAAAGAAAGAGAAGGAUACAGAUUUCAUGGGCUCACCUGACAAAGAUGGAGUAAGUGCGAGAAAGAAAAAGACCAACGGGGCUCCAAAUGGCUAUUAUGGGGAGAUUGAUUGGGAUCGAUAUGCAACUCCAGAUGUGGAUGCUGAGGGCUUCAGUCUCAGACCCGGAGAAGAAGAGGAAACAGGUCCCAAAGGCAAGCAGCACUUCUUGUCCUCCAGCGACUCGGAGGACGAGGACGACAAGAGGAAGUUCAAGAUCAAGAUCAAGCCGUUGCCUUCCGACACUGCCAAGUGUGCCGUCCCAUCUAUGGACGAACUGAAAGCUUCAGUUGGGGGCUUGGCUCUAUCUCCCUCUCUGAGGAGAAGUCCGAGACGCAGCCCGGGCUCGAUAAAGAGACACCUGUCUUGUGAGGAGAUUGCCAGACCCAGACGCUCCACCCCUACGCCAAGCCCCGCCCCCGAGACACAAAGUGAGAGAGUAUCCAAGAGUCGCAGAGCAUCUCCAGCUUUCUACGGGCUUCCUCCGGAGACGACCUCUGAGGCACGCAGAUAUGAUAGUAACAGAAAUGAUGGUGAAGAGAUUGCCAGACCCAUACGCUCCACCCUUACGCCAAGCCCCGCCCUCGGGACACAAAGUGAGAGAGUAUCCCAGAGUCGCAGAGCAUCCCCAGCUUUCUACGGGCUUCCUCCGGAGACGACCUAUGAGACACACAGAUAUGACAGUAACAGAAAUGAUGUGGUCUGCAUAGAGGCCGAUGCAUGGUGUGACUCCAGACCAUACCCUGACUCCCUUCUGACCAGAUCCUUUCCCACAGGAGCUCCUCCUCCACUGCCUCCCAAGAACAUCCCAGCAGCUAGUCAAGGCUAUUCUUUGACGGAUUCUUACGCUGAUUUACCCAAUGGGAGAAUAGUCCCAAGCCCCAACCCUAUCUACCUGAAUGUCCAAUCCCCAGCCUCGUACAGAGGUUCCCCUGUGCCUGACCUGGAAAACGUAUUCGGCCCCAUGGAAUCUUCCCAGACCAGUGAGGACAGGGCCUCGCCCCGAUGGAUCAGCUUCAACAGCGAGAGACCGCCCCCACCAGAUGAACCGGCCCCGCCUCCGCCCUCUGCCUCUCCUCCUUCCGACUCGCCCCACUCCCUCUCCUCCACCCCAGACUCCCCCUGCCUCUCCCCGGGCCCCCUCCGGAUGAGCCUCCCCCCUCCCCACCGCCCUUCUCCUCUCCCCCCCGACUCUCCCAUCUCCAUUAUCUCUAUUCCUCCUCCAGAUGAACCCGUUCCUCCCCUGCCUCCCGACUUCUCUCCCGUGGACUCUCCGCCAUGCAUCGGCAUCGAUCCUAGUCUGUUUUUGGAUGAUGAGAUACUGGGGUACUCCCCUGCUCCCUCUGGCCCACUGGAGUACUCCCCUGCCCCUACCAGUCCCAUCCCUCCCCCCCUGCCUGUGGAGCGCUACCCUCGGACGGGUGUCCCUUCCCCUCUGGCGUUCCUGAGGGAAGAGCAGCCUGACUAUAUGGCCUCACCCCUUGGGCUGACCCCGGGCUUCAGGGGCACGCCGCCCCCACUCCCCCCACUCACCUACAGGUCCAUGGUAUCCUCCCCUGGACCCUGCCCAGGCAGCGGCCCCUCCUCUCCAGCUCGUCCUUCCACGCCCCUGUCAGGAGGCAGUCCAAUCCCUCCCCCUCUUCCUACAAGGCCCUCCUCUCGACCCAAACUGCCCCCUGGGAAACCAAUAGGAGACCUGACUCGACCCUUCAGCCCCCCAGUCCGGCAGCCCCCUCCCUUCGCCCCCCUGGCCCGGGCCGAGAGUUCCUCCUCAAUCUCCUCCAUCACCUCAUUGAGCGCAGGCUCCACCCCCACCCUGGGGAGAGAACUCAACAUAUCCACCACAGAGGAAAAACAGCCAGCCAUGGUAUGGUUUGACCAUGGCCGGUUUUAUUUGUCUUUCGAAGGAUGCUCCAGAGGACCCAGCCCACUCACCAUGGGAGCCCAGGACACUCUGCCUGUGGCGGCUGCCUUCACCGAGACCAUCAACGCCUACUUCAAAGGAGCCGACCCCAGCAAGUGUGUGGUAAAGAUCACUGGGGAGAUGGUGCUGUCUUUCCCUGCGGGCAUCACCAGGCACUUUGCUAGCCACCCGUCUGCCCCCGUGCUCACCUUCAGCAUCAGCAACUACAGCCGGCUUGAGCAGGUCCUCCCCAAUCCACAGCUACUGUGCUGUGACACCACCAUGUCCAAUGUGGACACCAAGGAAUUCUGGGUAAAUAUGCCAAACCUGAUGAGCCACCUGAGGAGAGUGGCUGACCAGAAGCCUCAAGCAACCUACUACAAUGUGGACAUGAUCAAAUAUCAGGUGGCAGCCGAUGGGAUCCAGUCGACUCCCCUGAACCUGGCAGUGAGUUGGCGUGGCGACGCCACCAGCACGGAUCUCAGGAUAGACUACAAAUACAACAUGGAAGCCAUGGCCGCCCCCUCACCCCUCCACAACAUCCACUUCCUGGUCCCUGUGGACGGGGGCGUGCACAAGCUUCAAGCCAUGAUCCCCACUGCUACCUGGAAACCAGAGCAGCAGAAAAUUCUAUGGAAGAUACCAAGCCUUUCCCAGAGGUCUGAAAAUGGAGGAGUGGGGGCUCUACUGGGUAGGUUCCAGUUGACAGAGGGUCCCAGUAAGCCGUCCCAGUUGGCGGUGCAUUUCACCAGCGAGGGCAGCACUCUGUCAGGCUGUGACAUCCAGCUGGUGGGGACUGGCUACAGGCUCUCGCUGGUCAAAAAGAGAUUUGCAGCAGGGAAAUAUCUGGCGGACAACUAGUCACCACUGUUGUAAAAUUACACCCUUUCACCCAUACAAUGGCUUUUGAUUGUGAGGAUGAUGAGAGUCUACUAUGGAUUCCUCAUUCAAGCUACCAACUGAAAAAACAACUGAAACCUUACACUUGAGCAGGGAAGGGUGGACGAUGGGAUAGAAGCAACAACAGGAUGUGAUGUAAUUCACAAAGUUGACUGGAGUAUCACUUUGUUUUAACACGCUCAAUACAGUAGUCUCACUGUUGGGGUUUAUGCAAGUAGUACAGUCCUUUUCCGUUCUGUGCACCUUGAGGGUUGUCGAGGCAAAAAUAAGGAAUUCAACACUUACUUUCAUCAAAGUAAUUUAUCAUUGGCACCGCAUACAGUAAUCAAGUUUUAUUUGUGAGAAGAAACAUGUGAAUGGGUGAUGGUGGAAGAUUCACUGGACUGAUUUAUGUGAAAAGAUAGAUACUGUUAACAUUCAUUGAUAAUUCAAUAGAUUAUGAAAAUAACUCCAUUCGCUAUGAUGACAUUUAGAUUUGUAUUAUUUUAUGCUUUUUCUUUUUUCAUUUCUCGGGUUGGUAAAACUAAUAUUGUACCAGCUGGUACUGUACCAGCAGGUUGAGGCCCACAACUUGGAGUCAAUGUGGAAACAACAUUAUGUAUGUGGUGGUUGUGUGUUUGCUGGGAGGUCAAGUGGGUUAAUGUAAUGGUACACAUUGUUUACCUGAUUUGUGGAUGACAAAAACAAAGCAGGCUGCCUUACAGGCUGGAUAGUAGAGUUGCCUUGGACCAGAGAAAUGACUGAUCUGUUUGUCCCUUAGAGUUGUGUGCAUCUCCAGGAGGCCUAACCAAGCAAAACUGGUUGAAAUGACAUCAUUACAAUGAGAAACUGUUUGAAAUUAUGCCGAAACUGGUUGAAAUUCAUUCUUUAUGGUGUCAAUUCAACCAGUUUGAACCAGUUUGGCCUCACUGGGAAGUAUAACCGAAGGACAUCAAC